UUCACUGAAGACGGCCAUACCAGUCUGACUGCGCGUCCUCGGUAAAGUAAUUGUUUUAAAACCAAUUGGCCUGUGUCUCAUGUACACCAAGCCCUUUUUAUCCCAGUGUAACAGGGCUUUAAUGCAGGUGUACUGUAAUUUGGUCCCAUAUAAAGGCCCUUUUACACGGCUGGUGUAAGUGAGAAUCAGGUCCUUUGACAACGUAACUUGAUUAGAGGAUUUCAAUUGCCGCGAUGCUGGGGAAGAUGGCGGCAGCUGUUCAAACCUUUGCGUGCCUCGUGGUGCUCAGCAGCUUACAAGCUUAUGAGGCCACAGAGGUGCCGAGCAAUCAGGUGAAUGGGACUGUCGGUGGCACGGUGUAUCUAAACCCCAAACUGUCAGUCCCAGAGGAAUACAAGCAGAUCAUCUGGAGGUUCAACAACUCCCUAAAGAUCCUGACUAAAAAAUGGAAUCAGUUAGUGUCUUAUCCCAGUGGCUCUUUUCAGAAUAAACUGCAUUACUACGAGAAUCACACCCUGGAAAUUAACCAACUGCAGAAGCAAGACAGCGGCAUCUUCCAGAUACAAGUGGAAGAUAACCUAAGCAAGAAGACAAAUGAAGAUAUCCAACUGCACGUGUACGAGCCCAUCCCUAAGCCCAGUGUGAAGUUCAUUUCCAGGGUCAACGAAGAUGGAUGGUGCAGUGUCACCCUGGCGUGCAUUGUGAAUGCCACCCAAGUGACCUACCGCUGGCGCAAGAAUGAAAAGGAUUUAGUGGGCAAAAAUAGCAGCACACUGGAUGAUCUAUUUAAGUUAGAAAGUAACGCAUCUUACAAAUGCAUCGUCAGCAACCCCGUCAGCGAAGAGACGGGCUUCAUCAAUUACGGAAGCCCUUGCACGUGGAAUGGUAACAUUCACUUUGCAUUCAUUUCUCUUGCUGCGUCUAUCUGGCUGUAG
Molecule: messenger RNA, 935 nt
Organism: Chrysemys picta bellii (western painted turtle)
Lineage: Eukaryota; Metazoa; Chordata; Testudines; Emydidae
Source: RefSeq, a predicted model, not a curated record